Molecule: messenger RNA, 1450 nt
Organism: Mucor mucedo
Lineage: Eukaryota; Fungi; Mucoromycota; Mucoromycetes; Mucorales; Mucoraceae
Exons: 2
Coding region: 81-1301 (406 amino acids)
Molecular function (GO): protein binding
Source: RefSeq, a predicted model, not a curated record
CAUCAUUUUUAUAAUCUCCCCCUUUUAUUUUUUUUUCUUUCCCUUUUUUUCCUCUUUUCUUCUCCUUCUCUAUUAUAAUUAUGGCAAACAAUCAUUUACACUAUCGACCACCUAAUUUAUUAGAAUUACCACUUGAGUUAUUGUUAAAAAUAUCAGAGUAUCUUAGUUUCGCAGACCUUUGGUAUUUAGCAACAGGCUCUCGUCAUUGUAGAGCACUAUCACAUCAAAUUAUUUGGCAUAGAUACCGUAUUGAUCUAUCAAGACCACAGCUCAACGCCUUCAACCAUAUUGUACAUGCAGCGCUAGCCUACAUUAGUCGACAUGGAUAUAACAAAAAUAACGCCAUCGACCAAACCAUUAUACAAAGCGUAUCAAAUCGAUUGGCUGUAGAAAUUUAUGACCGAUCGCCUCUCAAAAAUUGGGAGCCUUGUCUAGACUUUUUUCUUGACAAAACCCUUGGCAUCAUCCUCGAUCAUGUGUUUCUUGAUCCUCUGCUUGACACCACCACAUCAGCAAUUCUAGACCAACCCACCAUUACUAACCUCAGUAAAAAUCAACAUUUGCUGGUAACUGAAUUCUAUCCAACAAGAACAGGCAGGUUAAUGACAAAUUUCUUAACCACUCUCUAUCCUACAAUGAUUGCUCUUUUUGAGACUGAACCAACCACUGAAAUACACCACAGACUAUUACUGAACCAUAUUAAUCGCCAUCUAGACAGUCUAUCUAGUCGCUACCAUAAUCAUCAUAGACGUCGACUUUUAUUAAACACUUCUCCGCGAUCAACCCGAGUCACCGCAUUGGCUGCCGUUCAGCAACAUAACCAAUUCUUACGCUUAAACUUUCGCAUCUUAAUUCGAUUUAUUGGCACCCUAGUACAAACUGAUUUACUCUCGGCUAAUGAUUUGGAUAUCAUCACUCGGCAGCGUAUUCAAUUCUUCUUUUUGACAUUCCAGCAAGUCGUUCACACUAACGAUGAUAUUGCAGGAGACCCACAAAAAAGAAAAUUCAAACGUUCAGAACAACAACCACAGCAACAAUAUCAACAAAUCUUAUUUUACAAUUCUUUAAAGAGUAAGAAUUCUUAUUGUUGGCAAAUGUGGCUGGAAGAAAUCGAAUUUCAAAUGGAGAUAUUUUUAGACCUAAGAAGAGCUGUCUUAUUAUCUCAACAAGGCGAUCCUAUCACAGAUGAUUUAAGCACCGUCUCAACUAUGCUUGAUAACACCGUCUCGGCUCUCAUUUCUACUAGAUCCAAUGACAACCAGUUACCAAUUAUUUUAUCUCCUUCAACUUCAACAGUAUAGCAACUUCAUUGUAUAUUCCAUCACUCCUUCUGUUUAUUCCUUCCCUUAAUAUUUUAAUACCUUCUUUAUUUGUACAUUUCUAUUAUCAUACACUGUAAAUAUUAAUAAAAAUCGUCUCUUGCUCAUUUUUCAUCAAAAAAAAAAAAAAA